Molecule: messenger RNA, 873 nt
Organism: Penicillium manginii
Lineage: Eukaryota; Fungi; Ascomycota; Eurotiomycetes; Eurotiales; Aspergillaceae
Product: cytochrome P450
Exons: 5
Coding region: 1-873 (290 amino acids)
Molecular function (GO): oxidoreductase activity, acting on paired donors, with incorporation or reduction of molecular oxygen; iron ion binding; monooxygenase activity
Source: RefSeq, a predicted model, not a curated record
AUGUUUCCUUGGGUGGCUGGAUGGGCUGUUCCAUCGUUCGGGCACGUCCUUGACUUUGAAGAUGCCGUCAGAAGAAUGGUCAAGGUUGCAGUUGAUGAUCAACGGCAAAUCAAACACAAGAAGACUUUGCCCCAGGUCGAAAUACCCCACGUUGGCACGGCGAGGUCUAUCUAUCCUAAUAUUUUGGCAGACUCAGAGGUACCUCAGAGCGAGAAGGAGCUAAAACGAUUGGAAGAUGAUGCAAUCUUUCUUAUGAUGGCCGAUACCGAUGCGCCUGCGCAAGCUCUUGCAAUUACGCUGUUCCACAUAGUAAACAACUCCAAUGUCUAUGACAGACUCAAGGAGGAGCUUCUUACUAUCCCAGAUCCGAAUACGGUGCCCACUCUUCAACAGUUCAAGAAACUUCCGUAUCUUACUGCAACUAUCAGAGAAGGUCUCCGUCUCUCAUCAAUCGUGACUACUCGUCUUCCUCGCUCAGCGCCUGACGAGGUUCUACAAUACCAAGACUGGCUGAUUCCAGCGGGAACCUAUGUGAGCAUGUCGACAUACUUUGUCCUUCGAGAUCCAAAUAUCUUCCCAGAACCUUUGAAAUUUUUUCCUGAAAGAUGGCUCUUGAGUCCGGAUGAUUUGCGCAAGCAAGAAAAGUACCUCCUUCCAGCCUCAAAAGGGACAAUAGGAUACGUAGGGCAAAAGGAUGUCUCUAUGGCAUGGACGAUGAUGCAUCUGGUUUUGGGUACUUUGAUACGUCGCUAUCAUCUCGAACUCUACGAGACUACCGAGAGGAACGUUGAGAUGAAACAUGACAAUUUUAUAGACCAAACCGGAAAUGGCUUGAACAACAUCCAGGUCAAGAUCUUGAAGCAAUACUACUAG